AUGGGAAAAAGAAAGACUAGGAAACCACCACCAAAGAAAGUCCAACCCAAGUUGCCGACUUCUUUCGAUUGUCCUUUCUGCAAUCACGAAGGUACGGUCGAAUGCGUCAUUGAUAGAAAGCAAAGCACCGGAAAGCUAACGUGUAGAAUUUGCGGAGCACAAUAUCAAACGAACAUUACCUACAUCAUGUCUGCAAUUGACGUUUACAGCGAAUGGAUCGAUGAAUGCGAGAAGGUAAAUUCAGCAAACUACAACGAAGAAGAGGAAGAAGAUACACUAAAUCAAGCAACACAAGAACAAGUAAAUUAUCAUCAACAAGCACAUCAUCGAUUGAGCCAUCAUCAACCACAGCAUGAAGAGGAUGAGGAAGAGGAAGAUGAUGGAAGUGGCGGACCAACACAAGGUUUACACCAAUACCACGCUGGAAUGUAUCAUCGAGGAGUUGGUGGAUAUUAA
Messenger RNA from Naegleria lovaniensis, 456 nucleotides. RefSeq lists its product as uncharacterized. Bases 1 to 456 code for a protein of 151 amino acids. Gene Ontology annotation, biological process: transcription elongation by RNA polymerase II. Gene Ontology annotation, cellular component: transcription elongation factor complex. The transcript has a single exon. Lineage: Eukaryota; Heterolobosea; Eutetramitea; Acrasida; Naegleriidae. The record is from RefSeq and is a predicted model, not a curated record. Gene Ontology annotation, molecular function: RNA polymerase II complex binding.